CGAAGUGGACGGACAUAUCAUACAUCUCCCUGAACCCUCCAAAAGCAAAGCAGACAGAAUACAGUUAGGUGGGGUGACUUCCUAUUCUGCCCAGUGGUGCGCAUUGCACACCCCCCCCCCUCCUUUCAGUUCUGUCACUUUAUGUGCCAAGCUGUUCUGUCCCCGACGUUCCAUCAUCCCCAUUGCUUCCCCCACAGCACAUUCAAGCUCUCAUAAGUCUGAAGAAACUGCCAUCCUGACAUCAAUGGAGAAGCUUGGCGUUUGAUGCUUUAAGGGGACUGAUUUGAAUUCACGGAUAGGCCUGCUGCCCGCUCGACUUUCAAGUAGAAUGGCAAGUGAUGCAGUGGUGGUUGCAGUUGAUGCAAGCAAAGAGAUAACAGACCAUGCUCUUGAAUGGGCAGUGCGUAAUGUGGUCAAGGCCAUGGACUCUCUAGUCCUACUUGCAAUUGUUCCUUCACAUGGACGUCCUCUGUCUGCUGUGAGCCGGACCCAUCACUCUCGUGUUCAGCAGUUCCUAGCUUGCCUUCUGAAGAAAUGGGGACUUAAUUACAAUAAAGGUGGUUCUCCAGAUCAGAUUGGUCUUUACAAUGGAGUCCAUCAUGAAGAGUCUAGCAGAAUAAAUGAGGUCUGUGUGGAGAUGAUGAGGCAACUCUGUUCUGCAAACAAUGUCUGGCAGGUGAAAACACAAGUGAAGGUUGUUCCUGAUGGGACGGUGGGCUCAGUUGCAAGAGAAUGCAAAGAACUGCAAGCAACAUGGAUCAUUCUUGAUAGGCGAUUAAAGAAGCAAGGUGACUGUUGCUUGAAACAACUGGAUUGCAAUGUUGUAAUUAUAGACAAGAGCAUCCCAAAAGUCCUGAGAUCAGUUGAUUCUCAAUCAGUAAAAAAGAUUAAUGUGGAUCGAUUGCAAAGUGGCCGAACAGUAGGUGAUAUAUUGGGCAUCUCUCCGACCUGCAGUCUUGAUUACAAUAAUGCAGCAGCUACUCCAAGCAGCCUUGGAUUAGAUAGUACAAGUCCGGAUACAGACAUUUCUUGCUCCUCUUACAGUACAGACAGAGACAAUUUCCAGGCAACAACUCCUUCCACCAGAAGAUUUCGACUUCCUAAAUCUUUUUUCUCCCGUAAUUCCCAGUUAGACAACCAGGAUAUCAAGGCUAAAGCCACAUAUUGUUCCCCUCAUAGUAAAUCACAGCCACUUAGUAAAGUGUCAAGAUUUGAAAUUGAUGAAACACCUCGUAAGUCUUCAGCCAGCCCCGUGGAGAGAAGCAGAGGUUACAGUGGUUUAUUGAAGACAAAGAAUGUACCCACUCCAAACAGAAGAUCAGCAGACUCACCACGGUUAUGGCAGAAUUUGGCUAGCCUAACUCAAGCAAGGCAACUUCUAAUUGGUAGAAGGGACUCGAAGGAUGGGAAUGGAAAUGAAACAACUCUAUCCCCUUCUUCUCCAAUGAUGCAAAGAACCUCAAGCAUAAGAAGAGCCAUGUCUGUAUCCAUCAAGCAGCCUCCAACCCCUCCACCUCUUUGUUCAGUUUGUAAACACAACUCUCCCAUCUUUGGCAAGUCCCCAAGGAAAUUCAGUUAUCAGGAGAUUGAAAGAGCAACAAAUGGAUUCUCCAGUGCAAAUUUCUUGGCUAGGGGUGGAUAUGGUUCCGUAUUUAAAGGAAUCUUGCCUGAUGGGCAGCUUGUUGCCGUGAAACAGCAUAAGGUGGUAGGUGCACAGGGAGCAUCAGAGUUUUGCUCGGAGGUUGAAGUGUUGAGCUGUGCACAACACAGAAAUUUGGUUAUGCUGGUUGGCUAUUGCAUUGAAAAGGAGUGGCUUCUUGUCUAUGAAUUUGCUUGUAAUGGUUCCUUGGACAAUCACUUGUAUGGGUUCAAUACAAAGAAACUAAUGACAUGGAACAGUAGAAUGAAAGUUGCCAUUGGAGCUGCAAGAGGUUUGAGAUAUUUACACGAAGAUUGUCGCAUCGGUUGCAUUGUUCACAGAGACUUGCGACCCAGCAACAUCCUCCUCACCCAUGAUUUUGAACCAAUGGUAGGAGAUUUUGGUCUAGCAAGGUGGCAGGCAGAUGAUCAGUCAGCUGAGGAGACACAAGUCAUCGGUGCGUUUGGGUACUUAGCCCCAGAGUACAUGCAGACUGGGUUAAUCACAGAGAAAGCUGAUGUGUACGCAUUUGGAGUUGUGUUACUGGAACUCUUAAGUGGCCUAAAGGCAACUGAUUUGAUGAGAAGUGAAGAAGAGCAUUAUCUUUCUGAAUGGGGUCAUUCAUUGCUUGAGAAAAAGAUGAUCAGUGAAUUAGUUGAUCCUCGCUUGGAGGGAAAUUACAUAGAGAAGGAGGUUGAGUGCAUGAUGCAUGCUGCCAGUUUUUGUCUCUCACCCCAUCCUGAAAGAAGGCCCCGGAUGUCGAAGGUAUUGAGAAUAUUGGAAGGAGAAAUGCCUACUGACAUGGCAUGUCAAUAUGGAGAAUUGACCUCUACUCCCCAGUACAGAAGGAAGAACAGUUAUAAUGCAGAUGGACCAUUGAACCAAAAUCAUUGGACUCAAGACUUUAGUGCUUCUUCACAUAUAAUUCAACACAUGCAACAUAUGAAGCUUCCUUCAUCUACUGACAAUGCACAAAGAAGCAAAGACCAUAAAAGAAAGAUCAAGCAAACAUUUUUGGACAAGAACACAAUGGAAAGACUGAGCAGUCACUGGAGCUUGGACCAAACUGAUAAAUUAGAAUUGAAUAAUAUCAGACACAUCUGCACGAGUCACUACUAGUCGAGUUAUUCAUGGGGCAAAUGUAAAGUAAAACUCCUACUCCCUGUAUUCCAACAGAACCACCAUUGAUGCAUCUAAAGCAAGAUCAGAAACCAGUGACAGCAAGUUGACUUCCGCAGGUACUUAAAACUUGACUGAGUUAGUUGACCUGAUGAGAAAAACGAGGUUCAGAUUUUCACAGCCUGUCACCAAGUCAUUAAAGAGAUCUUUCAGAAACUAGUCAUCCCAGUUCUGAAUGGACCAAACUCUGGAGUCAGAAAAACUGACAGGUUAAUGAAAUGCAGUGGACUACAAAUUACAUGGAUUUCUUGUCGCAAAACUGCAAGUAUCUCCCUGCAUUUUGCUACAAGAUUUGAUGACGUAACUGUUAGACAGUUUUGUAUGCCCUUAGCUUCAAUCAGAAUGAUGUACUUUAUGAGUUUA
Nelumbo nucifera (sacred lotus) is the source of this 3181-nucleotide messenger RNA. RefSeq names its product inactive protein kinase SELMODRAFT_444075-like. Gene Ontology annotation, molecular function: ATP binding; protein tyrosine kinase activity. Gene Ontology annotation, biological process: protein phosphorylation. The record is from RefSeq and is a predicted model, not a curated record. Lineage: Eukaryota; Viridiplantae; Streptophyta; Magnoliopsida; Proteales; Nelumbonaceae.